UUAUAAAAAAUUUUUUGGGUUAAAAAUAAUCUUGUUAAUUUUGUUUGCAAACAAAAUUAAUAAUGUCAGAAGAAAAUAAAAAAAAACCUAAAUUAAUUGUCUUCGAUUUGGAUUAUACACUGUGGCCAUUUUGGGUGGACACACAUGUUACUCCGCCAUUUUCUCGAAAAAAUGGCUCAGUAGUGGACGCCCGAGGGAAAAAAAUAAAAUUCUACGAGCAAGUACCCGAAAUUUUAGAAAAUUUAGUCUCUCAAGGCAUAGAAAUAGGAAUCGCUUCAAGGACUUCGGAAAUAAAAGGAGCGUACCAAUUACUUAAAUUAUUCAACUGGGAAAAGUAUAUCAAGUACACGGAAAUAUAUCCGGGAUGCAAAAUCACGCAUUUUAAUAAGAUUAAAAAAGCCUCGGGGGUAGAAUUUAAAGACAUGAUCUUCUUCGAUGACGAACACCGGAAUAUUCACGACCUAACUGAAGUUGGGGUUCUGUCAAUAUUAGUAACAAAUGGCGUAACUAAAAGUGUUAUUACAGAAGGUCUAGAUAAAUUUAAUUCCCGUUAGAAAAUUAUAAUUAGAUUUAGUUGUACAGCAGUAAAAACUUACUUUUUUACAAUUUUUCAUCACAUUUGUGCUAAACUGCAUCUUAUUGAAUAAAGCUUUAGUUUCUACCAAAUGACGCUUAAAUACUGUAUGUUACAUGGAAAAAAAUUUUUUUUAAUAUGUAUAUUCUUCCCAGCCUAUAAAACAAACCAAAUAU
Cotesia glomerata is the source of this 750-nucleotide messenger RNA. RefSeq names its product magnesium-dependent phosphatase 1-like. Bases 63 to 554 code for a protein of 163 amino acids. The transcript is spliced from 4 exons. The record is from RefSeq and is a predicted model, not a curated record. Gene Ontology annotation, molecular function: acid phosphatase activity. NCBI's taxonomy places the organism in Eukaryota, Metazoa, Arthropoda, Insecta, Hymenoptera, Braconidae.